UGUUUUACUAACAUAACCUAAUUAACCUAUAUGAAAUAUAAUUUUAAUUUUAUGAAUACAAAAAUAUGAUUUUAAUAAAUUUCUUUUUAAUUAACAAGAUGACAACUUAGCAAGAAGAUUAUCAACAAUUUAAUAUUAUAAAGAUUUAUAUGUCAUAAACAUUACAAAGUAUACUCAAAUAAAAUGAAAUCACAAAAGGAGAUUAUAAUUAAUGUUGACCAAUCGGGUAGUGUGAGGCCUUCAAAAACAGAGAUAAAUAUAUUAUGUUUAGAUAUAACUCCAUAUAGUCAAUUAACACAAUUUUUAUGUUGUUCAGUAUUUGUAUUUAUUUGUUAUCUAGCCUAUGGAUAUUUCUUAGAAUUAAUAUUCUCGGUGCCUGAAGUAAAACCUGUGAGUUUAUAUAUAACAUUAGUACAAUUCCUUAUAACAAUGCUACUGAGUUAUGUAGAGUCUGUAAUAAGGAAUCCAAUCAAGAGAAAAGUGCCAUUAAAAACCUAUGCAAUUUUAGCAGCACUGACAUUAGGUACUAUGUCAUUGUCUAAUCUGGCAUUAAGUUAUCUCAACUAUCCCACACAACUAAUAUUCAAGAGUUGCAAAUUAAUACCAGUAAUGAUUGGCAGUAUCAUUAUAUUAGGAAAAAGAUAUGGAUUUUUGGAUUAUAUUGCUGCUAUUAUUAUGUGUAUCGGAUUGACUAUGUUCACAUUGGCCGACUCAAAAACUUCGCCAAAUUUCGACUUCAUAGGUGUUGUAGUAAUACUGCUUGCAUUAUUAUGUGAUGCUAUAAUAGGCAAUGUUCAAGAGAAAGCUAUGAAGCAAUUCCAAGCAUCCAACAAUGAAGUGGUGUUUUAUUCAUAUGCGAUCGCAUGUAUAUAUUUGUUGGUAAUAACAAGUGUCAGCGGCAUAUUUGUGGAUGGUUUCGUUUACUGUUCAAAGACGCCAAUCGUAAUCUACACGAAUAUAUUUCUGCUAAGUGUAAGCGGAUAUAUGGGCCUACAGGCGGUGCUGACUCUAGUACGUAUAUGCGGUGCUACUGUGGCCGUCACUGUUACCACCAUGAGGAAAGCACUGUCUAUUGUGAUAUCAUUCUUGCUGUUCAGCAAGCCUUUUGUCUUCCAGUACGCAUGGUCUGGUAUGCUGGUUGCACUGGCCAUAUAUUUGAAUCAUUACAGCAAGAAAAAUCCUCAUUACAUUCCCUUGCCAAUAACCAGGUGUUGGCAAUACAUGCAGAGUUUCUAUCAGUCAGAAUAUCAGUAUUUGAGAAUAAAAAGCAAAAUAUAUUCUGACACUGUAUGAAACUACUGUUUUAUAUGUAAGCAAUGAAUGAAUUUAUUGAUAUUAAUGAUAUACUUAUUUUGAAAUAUACCAAAUGACUAUAAACAUAAACAUUAUCCAAUAAUAAGAAUAUUAUUUAUUGUUUUUAUUAAAACUACAAACUCAUUUUAAUGAUUAAAGUGUUGUGUCACUUACCUUUUACCUUUUGUACUAUUAUUAUUCUUACCUUUUAUAUGUAGAAAACAACUUACGAUACUUUUCUGUAACUUGUAUAAAUCAUUACACUUUUUUAUAAAUAAGUAUGUAGUAGUAUACAUUUCACGUGAAAUCUACAUUAACUCUAAAAUAAGACUGUGAUUGAGCAAUAAGCUUGUAAUUCCAAUUUUAAAGGUUUUUAUAUCAUUAUUAUUUUAUUACAAAUUCAUAUCGA
Messenger RNA from Achroia grisella, 1702 nucleotides. It is a transcript of the gene Papst2, whose product is annotated as adenosine 3'-phospho 5'-phosphosulfate transporter 2. Gene Ontology annotation, molecular function: 3'-phosphoadenosine 5'-phosphosulfate transmembrane transporter activity. Gene Ontology annotation, biological process: transmembrane transport. Gene Ontology annotation, cellular component: Golgi membrane; endoplasmic reticulum membrane. Lineage: Eukaryota; Metazoa; Arthropoda; Insecta; Lepidoptera; Pyralidae. The transcript is spliced from 6 exons. The coding region runs from base 184 to 1293 and encodes 369 amino acids. The record is from RefSeq and is a predicted model, not a curated record.